This is a messenger RNA of Fomitopsis serialis, 701 nucleotides long. RefSeq lists its product as uncharacterized. The coding region runs from base 150 to 515 and encodes 121 amino acids. Gene Ontology annotation, cellular component: mitochondrial intermembrane space. Gene Ontology annotation, molecular function: zinc ion binding. Gene Ontology annotation, biological process: protein import into mitochondrial intermembrane space. Lineage: Eukaryota; Fungi; Basidiomycota; Agaricomycetes; Polyporales; Fomitopsidaceae. The transcript has 5 exons. The record is from RefSeq and is a predicted model, not a curated record.
GAUGGCAUACACGCGCUCAGCCACCGCCGCGAACGCAGCGCAGGACUUGCUUUCGACCGUCAUCUUCGAGCUCGCGCAUCGUAGCCUAUCCUGAACGGAACUUGUUGCGGAAAUUGCACGCUGAAGCGUACGAAGUCAGCCAGAACGAUAUGUGCAAGCAUAUCCUGAACGCCCAAGUCGCUAUUCGAGCGCCGUGCUGCAAGCUAUGGUUUGAUUGCGCGGAAUGCCACGCGGAAACGCAGGACCAUCGGCUGAGGAAGACGACAGAGAUGAUAUUCAUGUGCAAGAAGUGCAAGAAGGCCUUUCGCAAGGACAUGUCGAACUACGAGGAGAGCGACGAGUACUGCCCGAACUGCGACAACCAUUACGUUAUUGAGGCGAAGACGCCAAAACCGGUGCUAGGUGUGGAAGGCGAGGAUCUGAGGGUGGACGCUCGCAUGAUCAAGGACGAGCGGGAGAAACAGAAGCCCGAGCGCACAAUCUUCAUGCAAGACUUCACAGACAAACUUGGAUAGUCGACAUUCCCAAUCUACAGUGCCCGUGUUUGCCCUGUACACUACCUCACAAACCUAUCGGUUCCACGCAGCAUAUGGCGAAUACGUACCCAGGUAUUUGUUUGGCAACAUUUCAUAUGAUAUGUCUGCUCGGUGGUCUCGGAUGUCAAGGUCAACGUUCAAAUUCAAACCCUGUCUGAGUGUUCA